AUGGGGGCGUUGCUUCGCCUGCAGCCUGAAUACCUCCCCAAGGCCCAUACACCCAAGUCGUCUGCCAACUCAUGCUUCGUGUCAGCGGGGUUGUAUGCAGGUGUGUUUCUCGGGUCUUUGAUCCUGUGGCGCCGCGAGCAUCAUGGAAAAGGCAGCAGCAUUGGCGGCUUCAAGGACGUGGCGCCGUUCGAGUUGUUUGGCACGACGUUGAUUUACGACGACAUUGAAGACACGGAGGAGGUGGAGCCUCUGGUGGCGGCGGACACGGCCAGUCUGAAAAAAGCCAUCCAGCAACAACGUCGGGUGCCGAGUAGUCCGUCGAUCCAGCAGCUGUAG
Molecule: messenger RNA, 336 nt
Organism: Aphanomyces astaci
Lineage: Eukaryota; Oomycota; Saprolegniomycetes; Saprolegniales; Verrucalvaceae
Exons: 2
Coding region: 1-336 (111 amino acids)
Source: RefSeq, a predicted model, not a curated record